CAGCAAGAUCUCAUGCGAUGUUGUGAAAAUUGUUAACUUUGUAGUGAAUUAAUUUUUACAUUCGAUUAUAAAACUACUAGUCGAUUAGCAGCUAUCACCGGUCGGCAAAAUGUCACUGUACCACGCCAACGCUGGCCAGGCGGAAAUAAUUCGCACGAUCCAAAAAGAUCAGACCUACAUCGACGAAAUCCGUUCUCAGCUGAGCGACGUUCUGCUGCUGGUCAGCCAGAAAAACUGGUUCAAAUAUAACCACCUGUGCAAGCUGAUCGCGGAGGUCCUCUACCAUCAGUAUGCCAUCGUGCACAACCUGCAGACGCUGGGCGAGGAAUACACCGGAAUCAUCCAGGUCGAUUCCAACUACGUGAUGCUACCGAACAAGGCGCUGCAAAUUUUCGCCAUCCUGUUGGAAUAUGGCGGAGAGCACGUGGUCGACCGAAUCCUGACCCGGCUGCAGACCGAGAUCGACCGCAGCGAAGAGAUGCUACCGGAGGCGAAGGAAAGUUUCGUGAGGUUCCUGGAUGGGAUCAAGUUUAUUGUUCCAUACGUCCGGGGGUUCCACACCAGUUUGUUCUACAUCUACGCUGGAAAGUAUCACAUUUCCAAACGACUAACGAGGAUCAACUACAUCCUCAUCCGGAACUGGCUUAAGGAAGAUCAUUCAAUCUACGGUUUCCGGAUACUCGGAGUAGUCACCUUGCUUCAACUCCUGUUAUCUUUGAUAGUAAAAUGGGUGGAGUUACGUAAAAAAGCUAGAAGCAGCAUUGCCAGCGUAAAUAGCGAGGUAGGAUCUGCUGUUCGAGUGGCGAGUGGGUCGACAACUAGCAGCAGCAAUCGCAGGUGCGCUCUAUGUAUGGAGAUGGCCAUAGAUUUGAGCGCCACGCAGUGUGGACAUCUUUUUUGCUGGGUUUGCAUCCUGAACUGGCUGGACGAGCGGCCGAUUUGUCCCAUUUGUAGGGAGUCGAUCAAGAAGUCGAGGGUUGUGAAGUUGCAGAAUUUUUGAAGGGAGUUUGGUUCGGUAUUCAGUAAGUUUCGGGUUGGGGUGGUUUAAUUUUACUGUUACAUUUUAAUAUGUACAAAGUACUAAGAAGCUCUUUCCAAGAGUAUUUUUUGUUAUACAAUUCCUAUCGAUUUUGUGGCGGUUUCGUUCGCGCGUUUGAUAAAAUUUUCGUAUAGGUUUAGAUAGCGUUUCUAGAGGGUGGAAAUAUUUACACAAAAAGCAGCGUCCGAAACGGGCACCAGGAAGGCCUAAAUAAAUUAGUAUUUUUUCUUGUUUUAAAAA
Molecule: messenger RNA, 1279 nt
Organism: Ochlerotatus camptorhynchus
Lineage: Eukaryota; Metazoa; Arthropoda; Insecta; Diptera; Culicidae
Gene: Pex10
Product: peroxin 10
Exons: 4
Coding region: 110-1000 (296 amino acids)
Biological process (GO): protein import into peroxisome matrix
Cellular component (GO): peroxisomal membrane
Molecular function (GO): zinc ion binding
Source: RefSeq, a predicted model, not a curated record